Messenger RNA from Styela clava, 2702 nucleotides. NCBI's taxonomy places the organism in Eukaryota, Metazoa, Chordata, Ascidiacea, Stolidobranchia, Styelidae. The record is from RefSeq and is a predicted model, not a curated record.
UUUCGUAAUCCUUCUUGGAUUUUCGUUUGAGCGUUGAACGUUCGUUUUUUGUGUGAAACAGAAUUCCGUUUGUUAAAUUUGUGAAAAUGUCUGAUACUAGCGACCUAGAUAGACAAAUAGAGCAACUUCAAAGAUGUGAAAUUAUUAAAGAAAGCGAAGUAAAAGCUUUAUGCGCCAAAGCGCGUGAAAUUUUAGUCGAAGAAAGCAAUGUUCAGAGGGUGGAUUCACCGGUAACCGUCUGCGGAGAUAUUCACGGUCAGUUUUAUGAUUUAAAAGAGCUUUUUAAAGUCGGUGGGGAUGUUCCGAACACGAAUUAUCUAUUUCUCGGUGAUUUUGUGGACAGAGGUUUCUACAGUGUUGAGACGUUUUUACUUCUAUUGGCUUUGAAAGUCCGUUAUCCAGAUCGUAUUGUCCUGAUUCGAGGAAACCAUGAAAGUCGACAGAUCACCCAGGUUUAUGGUUUUUACGAUGAAUGUUUAAGAAAAUAUGGAUCAAUCACUGUUUGGCGCUAUUGUACUGAAAUUUUCGACUACUUAAGUUUGUCCGCGAUUAUCGAUGGAAAAAUCUUUUGCGUCCAUGGUGGGUUAUCUCCAUCAAUCCAAACGCUAGACCAGAUUCGUACUAUCGAUCGCAAACAAGAAGUACCACACGAUGGCCCAAUGUGCGAUCUACUAUGGUCAGAUCCAGAAGACACCACCGGGUGGGGUGUCAGUCCACGAGGAGCUGGAUAUCUUUUCGGAAGCGACGUUGUUUCGUUGUUUAAUCAAUCCAAUGAUAUUGAUAUGAUCUGCCGUGCUCAUCAGCUCGUAAUGGAAGGGUAUAAAUGGCAUUUCAACGAAACCGUUUUAACUGUCUGGUCGGCUCCGAACUACUGCUACCGCUGCGGAAACGUAGCUGCCAUUUUGGAACUUGACGAACAUUUACAGAAAGAAUUUACAAUAUUCGAAGCCGCACCACAAGAGGCAAGAGGAGUUCCGAUGAAGAAACCGCAAGCGGACUAUUUUCUCUGAGAUAAUAUUCUAUUGUUUUAGUCACUUGUUCAAAACUUUUAUCUCCUCAAGUCUCUGAUUGAGUACAUGGUGAAUCUAAUGGAAUAAUAACUUAUGGGUUUGUUCUUGAUUGCUAUUCUGAGUCUCUGUAUUCUAUUCUGCUGUUGUUUCACAAUAACUUCUAGUUGGUGUAGCGUAACAAUUUUUGCAAAUGACAUUCCUGACUUCUACCUGACCACGUCUUUCAAAAAUUACAUCACUACGACUUCACAGUGACGAAAUAAGGCCCACCAAAAUAUACGGAUGGUUGUCCAAAACGCGUUAACUAUUACCUGAAGUCUAGCAAUCUAUUUCGCUCAUCUCCGAAUAUGAUAGAGAUCACUGGUGUUAGUGAGUUCUUUAUAGUCAGCGCCGAUGCCAUUUUGGAACUAAUUUUUUACUGACGUAAUUUUUGAAUGACAUAGUCAGGUAGGGGUUAGGAAUAACAGAUGCAAAAAUGGUUAAGCCCACCAGAAGUACUUGUGAUACUAAACUACACCGACCCACUAUUCUGUUGUCGCCUGAUCAGUUUCCUUUUAUAUUCUUCAACUCACUAAUUGAGAAGAAGGUUAUCCUUGCGGAUUUGUGGCCUCAUUUAUUUUAGUAUACCAUGAUAUUCUUAUUUGACAGCUGCUAUGAAUUGUACUUCUUAAUAAACUGUGUGUCACAAUAAAUUUCAAUGAGUCUCGAAAUAUCAAUCCAUCAUUUUUCGAAAGGCACUUCUUAUCUGCCGAGUUUGAAAUGUGAAAUCUAGUUUGUUGAAUUAAUGUUGCGAAAAUUAUAAUUGUUUCUGUAUCUAAGAUGCUAUUUUUCUGUUUUAGUCAUAUGUUCAGAACUUUUUUAACUCCAUUUCUCAGUGAAGUCCCUGAAUAAUGUGAACUUGUGGUCCAGGGGUGUGCAACAUUUUUUGUUGGUGAUGGGAAGUUAAAGUUUAACAUUCCAUAUCCACCACCUCCUCCGGGAUGUAAUAAAUCUCUAUCAGUACUGAAAUAACCCAAAAAUAUUCCUUUCUUACAAAGGGGAACUUUUGUGGACAGUUUUAUCCUAGGAAAGGUACAUUUCAGUGUCCGCUUGUACAUGACCGUGUUCAGAGAGAAAGACAUAGAAAUCGCUGCGCAAAAUGAAGUCUCGAAUGGUCCCUUUUCAUGGAGGCCAUAAAUGUUUUUUCAUUCCUUGAAACUUUAUUUUCAAUUCUUACAUUAUUUUUUUGCUUGGAGAAUUCUUUUCAUGCUUGAGUGUUUUUGUGCUGUCAUUUCAAUUUGCUUUAGUGUUGUUGACCUCACAAUUUUCUUUUAUGAAAUUUAUUGUCGCUUCAUAAUCGCAGUGCUUUUUUUGUGAUGUGAUAAUAUAAUUUUAUGCUAUGCCCUCAAUGUUCAUAUCAAUCAGACCUAUUUGAACAGUUUAACAUGGCUGACUUGGCGGCUUUAACUCUAAAGGGCGGGACCCCCACUUAUAAUAAUACUCGAAGGCUUUAUAAGGAUCAACUGCGGAGGUUUUUGCGGCAUAAUAUUGAAUAAUUUAUGAUCUGUACCAGGACCAUAUUCUGCAGUAUCCUGCUCACUCGACUGUGAAGGAUUCUGCCACAAUUUCCCCUAAUUUAGGCCUGUUAUUUUAUGUAUUAUAAAGUGUAAUUUAUGCCAAUUAAAAAUUUGUAUGUUUUCUUUUAAAUAUAGA